AAAACUGCUAGAGAGAAGUAAUAAUCAAACAGAAGCUGCCACGGGUGUAAAACAGUGAGAGGAGUGUUUCCAGAGACAAACGUGAAGAAUGAGUGCCAUGAAGUGGUUGGUGAUUUUAUUCUUGCUGGGCGUAUGCUUACAGGCUGCAGCUCAAUCAGGUUUUCAAGCAUCUGUGUUCGCUGCAACAUCCAGGACCGUCAUUGUCAGAUGGACCGGGUACUCAGGAGCCACCUCGUACAAGAUCAGCGUUGCCCCCCGAAACUCACCAAACAACUUCAUCGCUUUUGCCACAUUUGGGCCAAACACAGUGAUGGGCUCUGUCACGUCUUUGUCAGAGAACGUUGAGUAUACCUUCACAGUUGAAGCUCUGGAUGAUUCCCAAACAGCACUGGCCACUGCAUCUAUUGACUCGUCAACAGCCCCCGAUGAAAUGGAGCCCAUCCAGAGAGUGAAGCCGAAAGACAGCAGGACCUUGAUUGUUGUGUUUAACCCGAAAGCCAGGGCAACACAGUACGUCAUUAGAAUCCAAAACAGCGAUGGUUUCUUCAGAGAGGACACAGUGUCCUCGUCCCCCGCUGAGAUCGAGUCCCUCACACCGUACACUGAGUACUCACUCAGCAUCCUGGCGGAGAACAGCGCAGGCCCCAGCCAGCCAUCAAGUUCUGUGACUGGAAAGACAGUCUUGCCUCCUCCUCAGCUCUCCUCCUCCUCUCCGAGCAACGACAGUAUCAUCGUGUCCUGGGCCCCAGUUACUCACGCCGUCCAGUACUCCCUGUCUAUAUCCAAGCUCGGCUCAAACAGCAGCAUCCACAACACCUCCAACACCAACAUGACCAUCUCCGGUCUGGAUGCUGGAUCCCUCUACGUCAUCCAGGUCUUCGCCUGGGACACCGAGGGCCGCAAGGGAGAAGGAAGCCUGCACAUCAACCAGAUCACACGACCUCCAACUCCAUCCUCUGUCCGUGUGUCUGUGGUGAAGAAUAAUCAUGUUGCAGGACUCUCUGUGUCCUGGAACAUCGACCAGGUUGUUCAUGGACCCAUCAUGUACCAUGUGAUGAGUGACCAGAACCUCACCUGUAACUCCACAUCCAGCUCCUGCACUCUGCCUGCAGUGGGCUGCGGAGAGGUUCACACUAUCCAGGUCACCGCCUCCAACGAGGCCGGACCCGGCCAUCCGUCCAGCCCCGAGGUCUUCAUCACCUUCCCCUGCCCUCCACAGUCUUUGGCUGUUGUGGAGUCAACAGAAGGAAACUGCACUGUGAGGUGGGAGACGGUACCUCACGCUGACAGCUACACGGCCUUCAUCAAGAAAAAUGACGGCAGCGAGGGGACCUGCAACACCACCAGCAACAACUGCACCUUCCACUGCCAGUGUGGCUACACAUACGUGAUGUUUGUGUUGGCGUUCAACGAGGCCGGCGGCAGCCCUGAAGGCCAGCCUCUCAACUACACCACCUUGCCCUGCUGUCCAGAGAACGUAUCCGUCUCCUCUGUGAGCACUGACACUCUGGAGAUCAUGUGGACGGCCUCUCAGGGAGCAGAUGUGUACGAGACUCGAGCUGCAGACACUUCAGAGGUCAUCCUGUGUAAUGACACAGCACCGGUGUGCGCCCUGUCUGACCUCAGCUGUGACAGAGAAUACACUGUGGUGGUGACACCCUGCAAUGAAUUUAGUGGAUGUAACCGUGCUUGCAGAGCUCACACCAAAGGCACAGCUCCCUGCAUGCCAAUGAAUCUGAUGCUGAAUCCGAAGAACUCCUCCUGCAUCAGUGUGAGCUGGACAGGAAACAACAGAGCUGCUAACUACACUGUGACUGCAGGUGGAGACGACGGCAUCCACUCCUGCACCACCAGCGGGACCACCUGCGACAUCACUGACCUUCCCUGUGGCUCCACCUACCAAGUCAGCGUCACAGCAACCAGCGCCGCCGGCCAGAGUUUACCCAGCUACACCGACUCUCUGGAAACAGAACCCUGCUGUCCGAUGAAUCUAACAGUCGAUCAGGUGACUCAGGCGAUGACCAACGUCUCCUGGUCUCAUGCUAAAGGCGCUCACUCCUUCAUCACCUCCCUGACUUCACCUCGUGGUCACGCCCGCUGCCACACCCAGGACUCCCACUGCCUCAUGGGAUGCAUCACCUGCGGCACCAACUACACCGUCACCAUGGAGGCAGUCAGCCACAGCGGCCACAAGUCCAGCUGCACCUACCAGGGCUUUUCAUCCAGUGCCUGCUGUCCGUCCGGUGUCAGGCUGUACAGGAUGGCCAGUAACUCUCUGAGGGUUUUCUGGCGCAGCGGCAGCAGCCACAGCUCCGUGGCAGAGCUGGUGGGCAUCAUCAACAACUACACCUGCACCGCUUCUCCAGGAGAGAACAGCUGUGACAUUGGCAACAUCCAGUGUGGAGACGUCUACCAUGUGGUGGUGGCUCCACUCACAGCAGAGGGCAGCAAAGUCCUCUUCUGCCCCCAGAGAUUUUACUCAGUCACUUGUUCAGGGAGCAAAGUUGGCACAGUGAUUUACAGAGGGAAGAGAAGUGUGGACUAGCAUAUGAUACAACGUGCAUCACAUCGUCUUCAUCACCCUCUUCCUCCUGCAUCACCUCUGUCCCACUGGAAUGAAGCCAUUCUUGUAACUAAACAGAAGAACUGCUAAAUGAACAAACCGUUUAUCCAUGAUACAAUGAAUAAUGAGAAAUAAAUGUUACUGGUUGUUGUAAACCUGCCUUUAAAUACUGUGUCAUGUAAUAUAGCCAAACAAAACUGACACUGUGUCCUCAACAUUCACGAUCAAGCACUUAAAUAUGAGCAAAUCAAGUCUAAGAGAACAGCAAGAGUCUAUUUUAUGUGUCCUGCUCAAAAUAUGUAUCAUAGGAUAAAGUCAGGUUAAAAUAUUUGGUGAAAAAAGUGAAAAAAUAUUCUCUUGAUGUAACAUUUGAAACACUAACAAUGAGCCUUAUACUGAAAAGGUUGUGUCUAAUUGGGAUAAAUGCAGAUUAGUUUUAUCUCUGGAGUACUGUGUUUUUAAAAAGCACACAAUUAAUUUAGAGAAAUGACAAAAACAAUCAAUUGGAAAAACCGUAAUGACAACAGAUUAAACAAUGUAUGGAAUAUUUUUCCCCUUCAGUUCAUGUGAUCAAGUGUUAAUUGGUGAGUUUAACAAAUUAAUAUAUUUCUUAUUAGCUCCAGCCCCAAGUAGAAGGCCUUCUGAUGAAGAAGUGACAGACAUUGAAAUGUGCACCUUUAACUGAACCAUCCUGUAAAAACUCUUCAGUGUGCCGCUUAUUCUUCUCAGGAUGAAUUUAAUUGUCUGGAAUAUGUAUCGCUGUGAAAAACUGAUUCAUAUUUCAGCUAAUAAAGAAUUCCCAGCAUCA
This is a messenger RNA of Amphiprion ocellaris (clown anemonefish), 3371 nucleotides long. RefSeq names its product fibronectin type III domain-containing protein 7-like. The record is from RefSeq and is a predicted model, not a curated record. Bases 89 to 2545 code for a protein of 818 amino acids. The transcript is spliced from 14 exons. Gene Ontology annotation, molecular function: protein binding. NCBI's taxonomy places the organism in Eukaryota, Metazoa, Chordata, Actinopteri, Pomacentridae.